AAUUUGGAACUAUCCCCGCCACAGGAGUUUCCGGGCCUGUGUAUACGAUCGUGGUCUUAAGCAAAGACUUUGGAAAGAAAGUGAAUAUAAGACGAUUCUGCGUAUAAGCGUUUGCUUCUUCCUGAUAAACCUUCUUAAGCAACCAUUAUGAAUUCGUGAUUUCUUAAGGGAUAUAAGAUCGACUUUAUAAAGACGCAUUACUUUAUAAAAAUUUAAGCAUUGUCUUGAGAACGAACUAUGAAUACGGCCCUAUGAACACUCGGUAACUGAAUAAUUCACCAGAUGACGCUGGAAAAAUGGAUCGAGAUGACGAAGACUUUGGAGAAGGUUUUGUCGCGGAAUCUCAUCCACUUAGGCCAACGCAUCUUUCUGUUCCUAUUAAUGGUCGACCAGAUUCCAGAGCACCUAGUAUCAGCAGCAGUGUUAGUGAUAUGGACGUUCCGAUUUAUGCUAGAGAAACCACUAUACCUGUCUCAGCUGGAAAACCGCUUUAUAAUGGCAACGGAAAAUGACAAGUCGAGCAAUGAAAUCGAGAAACAGGCUACAACGCCAUCGCCUUUAACACCAGCGCCAAAGCCUACCACGGAGGAUAAGCGGUGGGGUCUAAAUGGACGACUAGCAUUUGCUAUUGCGGCUGCUGCACUUGGAUCAUCGUUUCAACAUGGGUACAACACUGGUGUCGUUAAUGCACCUCAGCAGCUCAUCGAAAACUGGAUCAGUGACCUGAAGAUGAAUCGUACUGGGCAAGUGACGAAACAAUCGGAAGUAACGAUGAUAUGGGCAAUAGCGGUGUCGAUAUUCUGCGUAGGCGGAAUGAUCGGUGGCUCUCUGGUGGGUUCGAUAGCCGAUCGUUUUGGUAGAAAGGGUGGUUUAUUACUGAACAAUAUCCUGGUCCUGCUCACAGUAAUCUUCGAGGGCUGUGCCAAAGCAGCGAAAAGUUAUGAAAUGAUAAUUAUCGGAAGAUUUCUGAUCGGUAUCAAUGCAGGAUUAAACGCUGGUUUAGCGCCUAUGUAUCUAUCUGAAAUAUCACCUAUUCAUCUACGAGGAGCCGUUGGAACAGUUUAUCAACUAGUUAUUACUAUGUCUAUUCUGGUAUCGCAAAUUCUUGGCUUGGAGCAAAUUUUGGGCACUGACGAUCAAUGGCCGCUUCUUUUAUGUCUGACAAUUGUCCCUGCAAUUUUCCAAGUGGUUACGCUUCCAUUGUGUCCCGAAAGUCCGAAAUAUCUGUUGCUGAGUAAAGGAAAAGACAUGGAAGCUCAGAGAGCUUUGGCCUGGUUGCGUGGCACGAUCGAAGUUCACGAUGAGAUGGAGGAAAUGAGGACGGAAUACGAAUCAGUGAAACUUGUACCAAAGGUUACAUUGAAAGAAUUAUUUGUAAAUCCAUCUCUUAGAAUUCCAUUGAUGAUCGCAAUCAUGGUUAUGUUCGCUCAACAAUUGUCCGGAAUAAAUGCCGUCAUGUUCUUCUCGACCAAGAUCUUCACGAUGGCGCAGUUGGACAAGACCGCAGCACAAAAUGCAACGAUGGCCGUCGGAGCGAUGAACGUCGUUAUGACUUUCGUUUCUUUGAUACUUGUCGAAAAAGCUGGAAGAAAAACGUUGCUGUUAGCCGGAUUCAGCGGAAUGUUUAUCGAUACCGCGUUACUCGCCAUUUGUCUUGCUUUCGCAGACACAUCUCGCGCAGCAGCUUACUCCUCCAUUGUACUGGUAAUGACGUUCGUAAUCCUAUUUGCAACUGGACCAGGUAGCAUCCCUUGGUUCUUGGUGUCCGAGUUGUUCAAUCAAUCGGCGAGGCCUGCGGCGACAUCCGUUGCUAUCGCGGUCAAUUGGACGGCCAACUUCAUCGUCAGUAUCGGAUUCCUACCGCUACAAGAGGCAUUAGGUGCCUACGUGUUCAUUAUUUUCGCCGCACUACAAGCAUUCUUCGUUUUCUUCAUUUACAAAAAAGUACCCGAGACAAAGAACAAAACGAUGGAGGAGAUUAGUAGCAUGUUUCGACAAAUAUCGUACCAGUAAGAACUUUCAUAUUGUCAUUGCGCUUAAGAAAUUAAUCGGAAACCUAUUCUUAAGGAAAGGUUCUCACUGAAGAAUGAAUCGAACGUAGAUGCGAAUUUCUUUCAUUAAAGAGUCCGUGACUUGACUACAACAACGAAUGCAUCUAUUUUUAACAUGCUAUUCACGUUUUCAUACGAAUCGAAGGCGUAACAUUUUUUAGCGAAUCAUUACUACGGAAAAUUGUAUUUUUUACUUUGUGACGAAUUCGAAGAAUAUUAAAAAGCUGUACUUGCUUUUGAAUGUUGAAUUAUUCUAAACGCUGUCAAGUCGCGCAUAUUUUUUAAGCAGUUUGACUUUCAAUUAAACUUAAACUUAGUUCCUAUUAUUACCGGCACAAUAAACUUAUAGUGACAUACGAAAGCAGUAUCAAAUUACACAUUAACAUAGUGAAACACAAUGUUAAAAACUACCGAAUUGUACAUCUUAACAAAUUUGUUCGUUUCUUUUUAUAUCUUUAUUGCACACAAACCUCGAAUGAAAUUAAUAAUACAUAUUACAAUGAUCAAGAUACUAUAGUUUUAAAGAAUUAAACGAAGCUCAACCUCAGAGAGACGAAUAUUUUAUUUCUAAUAUAUAUUUUUAUAUCGAAGAUCAAAAACAUGAAGAAAUUAGCGAUGCGAAGAGACGCAUAAAUGGAAAACAUAUAUAUUUUAACUGGCAGUUCCUUCGGAAUAAUUGAGAGAAUUAGACGACAAUUUUCGCUUCUGCACAUACUGUUCGCGCUAGAUGUUCUUCUAUCUUCAAAAAGAGCGAACAAACGAUAUUAUUUAAUUAUACCGAUACUAAAUAUUAUUACUCUAGUCAUAAAGAUAUAAUAUUUUUUGCAUUGGAAUUACAUUUAUUGGAAUUACAAUCUUGCUAAAAUCACUAUACAUUCUGCAUGGUUGAAAAUUAUUUUCUUUUUUUUAAAUAGAGAUUUAUACGAUAUAAACGCUUCGAUGUUUCUAAAAUCCUCGAUAGAAAUUUGUUUUACAUGAAACGUUUCCAAAGUGUUUAUAAAUGUUAGUGAAACGUGUGUAUAUCUGAAAUCAGACAAAUAUGGCGUAAAAUUGUUGGAACUCGUGAGAUUCAUUCUCGACAAAAAUUUUGCUAUUGUAAAACGUACGUUUUUAAAUUUUUUACAGUUUUCUUGAUUGCAUGUAUACAAUUAUACAGACUUUUAUAAAUUCUAUCACAUUAUGCCGCAGGAAAUAGAAAUUUUAUCCAAAUGAGAAAAAUGAAGAGUACCGUUACACUUGUACAUAGAGAUAUACGUAGGAUAUUACCGUAUAGCGUUCAGAAGAGAAUCGUAUUUAUAUAUGCAUGUAACUAGUGAAUGUUUAAAUCUGUAUACCGUUGUUGUUAUGUUUAUUAGGUAAUUAAUUAAUGUAAUAUAAACGAUAACCAAAAAUCAUGUUAAAAUAUCGUAACGUAUAGUUUAGAAGAGUUAGUUUCGCUGUAAAUCAUGAACCGACAGUAUAAUGUUUUGUUUGCCGCGUACAUUCUUAGAUCCAAAUAAUACUCACGCAUAGUUGUAUCAUUGAUGCUAAACUUAUCAGGAAAUCACCAUGAUUUCACGGUGUGCCGGUGUAUUUUUCCAACAAACAGAUUCAUUAACCAAUAGUGGUUCCUCAUUUUUUAAAUGCUGAAACAUGCAGAAAAUGUAGAAGUGUAGGUGAAACUAAAAACAUUGCAAUACAUAUAUUACUCUAAAUUAGGCUAUACCAGACCUACAUGCAUAUAUCUAAAUCUAAUGGAUUAAUUAAUUAGAUAAAUAAUACUUUCGAAAAAUAAUUCAACGUACAAAGGUAUUUUAUAUUUACAUAAUUUAAAUCGUAUUUACGACGUUGUUAUAGAACACGUAAGUUUCAGUCUAUAUAUUAUACGAUAUUAUAUUACUAAAUUCAGUAAUCGAGGUAGCGAAAUAAUAAUUGAAAUAAUUGUAAAAUAGACUAAGACUUAUUGGCUAUCGAUUCAGUUAUUAAAUCAGUUCCUAAUCACGAAGCACACCACUAUCUUAAGCUACAAUUAAUUGAAAAUAGACAGAAUAAUAAUGCAUACAGGCAGUAGAUAAUUAUUUUUGUUUACUAAAUUUACCCGGAAACUAUUUUGUUUAACUUAACGAUGAUCCAUCUAACUAUUUGUCUGUCAGAGGCUUAAGUUAUAUAAUAAGAGACCUAUUUUAUUAUUUAUAAUAUAGAAAAUUAAGGAUUCUGUUAUAAUACCUGUAAAUCCUUAAGGAGUUUAAUAAAUAUUCAUAAAUGUCAGAUAAGCAAUGAAAAGAACAAAUAAACAUAAAUGUAAAAGUUUAAACGCUCGAAACGCGUUAUUUUUCCCUUAUCUGACGUAUAUGAAUUAUGGUUUAAAUAUAAUUAAAAAUAAAUUUACAACAGGCAAUAAAUUAUUUAUGUAUAACGUUAAAAAUCAAAACUUCUAUAUUCAAACUUUUACACAUACAUAUGUUCAGCGUUAUAAAAGCACUGAAUUACGUGGACAAUGAGUACAACCCAACAUACAAAUAUUUGUAUAAUUAAAUCUCGAAUUUUUUUAUUCAUCAACUAUAUCAUGUAAGUUCUUUGUGGUACAAUUAUAGCAUUUAGUGUUAGAUUCUCUUUUUAUACCUGA
This is a messenger RNA of Bombus impatiens (common eastern bumble bee), 4656 nucleotides long. RefSeq names its product solute carrier family 2, facilitated glucose transporter member 1. The record is from RefSeq and is a predicted model, not a curated record. The transcript is spliced from 9 exons. The coding region runs from base 283 to 2013 and encodes 576 amino acids. Gene Ontology annotation, biological process: monosaccharide transmembrane transport. Gene Ontology annotation, cellular component: membrane. Lineage: Eukaryota; Metazoa; Arthropoda; Insecta; Hymenoptera; Apidae. Gene Ontology annotation, molecular function: hexose transmembrane transporter activity.